CCCGGGCGGAGAGGCGCAGGAGGGAAGAAGCUGGCCUGCUGGUUGAAGAUGGCGGACGGUGACAGUGGGAGUGAGCGCGGCGGCGGCGGCGGGGGAGCGGGCAGCGGGACCGGGUUCCAGCACUUCCAGCGGGAGCAGGACACGCAGGAGCUGGCUUCCAAGAGGCUCGACAUCCAGAACAAGCGCUUCUACCUGGACGUGAAGCAGAACGCCAAGGGCAGGUUCAUCAAGAUCGCCGAGGUCGGGGCCGGGGGCUCCAAGAGCCGCCUGACCCUCUCCAUGUCCGUGGCGGCCGAGUUCCGCGACUACCUCGGCGACUUCAUCGAGCACUACGCCCAGCUCGGGCCCAGCAGCCCGGAGCAGAUCGCGCAGAGCUCCGGGGGGGAGGACGGCGGGCCUCGCCGGGCCUUGAAAAGCGAGUUCCUGGUCCGAGAGAACCGCAAGUACUACCUGGACCUGAAGGAGAACCAGCGCGGGAGGUUCCUCCGCAUCCGGCAGACCGUCAACCGCGGCCCGGGGUUCGGACUCGGCGGGGGAGGAGGCGGGCCGGGCGGGGGCAUGCAAUCCGGGCAGACCAUCGCUCUCCCCGCGCAAGGGCUGAUCGAGUUUCGAGACGCCCUGGCCAAACUCAUCGACGAUUACGGGGGAGAGGACGAGGAGCUGGCCGGCGGCGGAGCGGGGGGAGGAGGGGGGCCCGGCUACAGCGAGCUGCCGGAGGGGACCUCCAUCAUGGUGGAUUCCAAACGCUUUUUUUUCGACGUGGGCUCCAACAAGUACGGGGUGUUCCUGCGAGUCAGCGAGGUGAAGCCCAGCUACAGAAACUCCAUCACCGUGCCCUUCAAAGCGUGGGGCAAGUUCGGGGGAGCCUUCAGCCGCUACGCCGAGGAGAUGAAGGAGAUCCAGGAGAGGCAGCGGGAUAAACCGUACGAGAGGCGGGGCGGGGAGGAAUCGGAGGAAGACGAGGCGGAGGACGAUUGACUCUGCCCCGGUUCAGCCGCUGAUUACCCCCCAGCCGCACACGAGAAACACGCCGUAUUGACUUUACUAAACUACCCAGUUCAAGAUUACAACUCGGGGCUAGCAACGAGAGAGCGAUCCAAUGCAACACGCAAAAACAAAACAGGGGGGGGGGGUUUAAAAAAAAUACGUGCAUGACGAAUCGAACAUUUUAAAAAGAAUGAAACUAAAAUCUUAUCGGAGUGAAUGCAGUUGACAGCUGAUAUAACAAAACAAGUGUGGUUUCAAAAGAAAUAUAUAAUAAUACUACAGUCUGUUAAAGGGGCUGUUUUUUUGGUAAAAAUUAUUAUUAUUAUUGUUAUUGGAUGGUCUGAUUCUGGAAAAAAAUAUAUAUAAUUUCUUUUGGAUAUUAUAAUUGCAUUUCUCUUUCUCGCAAUAACCGUUUUUUCCUCUGUGCAAACCAGCGUUUUUUUUUUUUUUUUGUAACCUGUGUGAUGUUUUAAAGAUGCCGUGGUUUAUAAAUCCUUUAAAAAAAAACAAAAAAAAAAAAAACAAAACCAAAAAAAAAAAAAAAAAAAAAAAAAAAGUUUAUUCAUUGCUUUUAACAGAAACGAAAAGAAGAAAGUAAUCGCACACACCCACGAGUACUAUUAUAUAUACCCAUGUACAUACAGCCUGGGGUUUUAAACGGGGAGAUGCACGGUUUAAAUACAUCGAUCUUCCCGUUAAACAAAACCAGCACACCCUUGUGUAUUUUUUGUAAUAGUUUUUACACAGUGUCUGAAGCCGGGGGGGGGGGGGGCGCAUUCCCAGCUCUCCUUUGAAGGCAAUUUU
This is a messenger RNA of Polyodon spathula (Mississippi paddlefish), 1791 nucleotides long. RefSeq names its product transcriptional activator protein Pur-beta. Gene Ontology annotation, biological process: regulation of transcription by RNA polymerase II. NCBI's taxonomy places the organism in Eukaryota, Metazoa, Chordata, Actinopteri, Acipenseriformes, Polyodontidae. The transcript has a single exon. The record is from RefSeq and is a predicted model, not a curated record. Gene Ontology annotation, molecular function: purine-rich negative regulatory element binding; DNA-binding transcription factor activity, RNA polymerase II-specific; RNA polymerase II transcription regulatory region sequence-specific DNA binding. The coding region runs from base 49 to 978 and encodes 309 amino acids. Gene Ontology annotation, cellular component: nucleus.